Molecule: messenger RNA, 1174 nt
Organism: Eucalyptus grandis
Lineage: Eukaryota; Viridiplantae; Streptophyta; Magnoliopsida; Myrtales; Myrtaceae
Exons: 2
Coding region: 106-882 (258 amino acids)
Source: RefSeq, a predicted model, not a curated record
AGCCUCUUCUUCUUCUCCUUCUCCUCUCCAUUAUGACGCCUUCCCCCUGGCAUCGGAUACAAAAUUGCUAAAUGGCCUUGCGGACACGCGGGGACAGCGACAUGAAUGUUACAGAAAUAUAUACAGAGAAAACAUCAUACGAUCCCCUACCCCAAGAAAAUAUAUAAAUUCGCUCCGCCUUUGUCGGUUUUUCUUAUUCCUCUGUUUUCGUGGUGCUGGUGCAGGGCGACUCUGCCUCCCGUCAAAACUCGGAUCUUUUCCUCUGUUCUCUGUCUGUCUCCACAUGAGACCGAAAUAAUGACUCCAGCAGGCAAAGCGUCGAUCGUCCCACCGUCACCGCAAUCGAGCGUGGAGUGCUGCAUGUGCGGCGACCACGGCUUGACCGAUGAGCUUUUUCAGUGCAGGAUCUGCCAGUUCAGAUCUCAACACAGGUACUGCAGCAAUCUCUACCCGAAGGCCGAGACCUACCGAGUCUGCAACUGGUGCCUCGGUCAGGACGGCCGAGACGAGGGCGGCCCCGUCGUCAAGACCCAGCAGCAGAACUCGUCGGAUUCCAAUUCGCCGCGCAAGAGCGGGGCGGAACCGGAUAGCGACGGCAAGAGCGGCAGGAGGCUGAGGAGGGGCAGGAUCGACGACGAUCGCCAGCAGAGACCCCCUCCCCUGCAUCUGCAAGCCUUGGGCUGCGGCAGGAUCAAGAAGGAGAGAUCCCCGGAGAGGAUCUCGUCCCCGACGACGCCGAUCAGGAAGCGGAUCAUCACCAAGGGAGAGCUCGAGGAGAAGCUGAGGAGGACGACAUCGGAGGAGAUUUCGCACGUGGUCCCGAGGCAGGGGUUCCGGAGCAAGGUCAGGCGGUACAAGCUUCUGGAGGAGGUCUCGAGCUGACGACGACGACGACAACGACGACGAAUCAAACAAGAACCAAGACGUACAGAAAAACCGCAUAUCGAGAAUUUACUUGUAAAUGGGUGUGUUAAAAAUCGUUCCUUUCUUCCUUUUUCCCCUGUUUUUUUCUUUUUUUUUCCCUUCUUUCCGGGUACCAGUUUUGAUCCGAAGACGAGAGGGACCGCAGGAUUGUCUGCAAAGUUUUCGGUGUACAGAGGAACCCCAGUUGGCGAAUGAGAGAGAUGAGACGUUGCUAGCGUUAAUUGAUCAGAUCAUGGCGAUUGGUGUUUAA